CUUGUUUUUAUUCAUAUUCCUUCAUUCUAUUGCAAUUCUUUACAAUUUAUUGCAGUUUUACGUAAACGACUGCCAAGAGAGUAAAAAUUUUGCACAAAUUAUGGCUAAACAUGCAUUAAUUGGUGGUGGCAGUGGUUUUAUAGGCUCCCGGUUGUCUAAACAUUUAGCCGGCCAGGGUUAUGAGGUCACUGUAGUCUCACGUAUGCCCGGCCAAAAACGUAUUACAUGGCACCAAUUGGAAAAGGAUGGUUUGCCUGAUGGCGUAACAUCGGUAGUAAAUUUAGCCGGCCAAAAUGUUCUCGAUCCUUCACGCAGAUGGACUGCCGGAUUCAAACAAAAUGUGUGGAAUUCUCGCAUUAACUCUAGUGCAACCUUGGUCAAGGCCAUAGAAAAAUCACAGGCGGUUAAAUCGUUUGUAAACAUUUCAGGUGUUUCGCUUUACCGGCCUAAUGACAACAAAGUUUAUACGGAAGAUGAUAAAGGAGAAGAAUUUGAUUUUAUGUCUAAAUUGUGUAUAGAAUGGGAGAAGGCAGCUACUCUGCCAGAUGCUUUAACUUCUAAAACGAGAGGGGUUAAACUAAGAACUGGAGUCGUAGUAGGACGUGAAGGCGGUAUGAUACAAAACAUAUGGAUGCCUUUCUUAUUAGGUUUGGGUGGUCCCAUGGGCACUGGUAAACAAAUUUUACCCUGGAUACAUCUAGAGGAUCUCUGUCGUUUAAUACAAUACUGUCUAGAAUCGGAUAAAUGUAAUGGACCACUGAAUGCUGUAGCACCUGAAAUUGUUACUAACGGACAAUUUUCUAAGGCGUUUGCAUCUGCUCUAAGACGACCUUGCCUAUUCCCAGUACCUGCCAUCGUAGUAGAAUUGCUUUUUGGCAAGGACCGUUCAGCUUUACUGUUAACUGGUGCUAAAAUUCAACCAAAAAGAACUUUAGAAACUGGUUUCGAAUUCAAAUAUCCCACUGCCAAGUCUGCCUGCGAGGAGGUGGUGAAGAAAACAUAAGUUUGAUAGUAAUAAUGUGUUUCUUUGUUAAUUAUUAUUCAUUAUGCUUAAAGUAGAGUAUUUUAGUUGUAUUUUUUAAUUUAUUUUAAUGAAAUAUUGGCAAUAAAAUAUUUCCCAUUACGAAAAAAA
Messenger RNA from Lucilia cuprina (Australian sheep blowfly), 1132 nucleotides. RefSeq names its product epimerase family protein SDR39U1. Lineage: Eukaryota; Metazoa; Arthropoda; Insecta; Diptera; Calliphoridae. Bases 101 to 1003 code for a protein of 300 amino acids. The record is from RefSeq and is a predicted model, not a curated record. The transcript is spliced from 4 exons.